Lotus japonicus is the source of this 1032-nucleotide messenger RNA. RefSeq lists its product as uncharacterized. The transcript is spliced from 4 exons. The coding region runs from base 94 to 921 and encodes 275 amino acids. The record is from RefSeq and is a predicted model, not a curated record. Gene Ontology annotation, molecular function: hydrolase activity. Lineage: Eukaryota; Viridiplantae; Streptophyta; Magnoliopsida; Fabales; Fabaceae.
GGGGAAUUUGUGGCCCAUAGGGGAAGCAUUCCCUUGUUUGUUUAACCUAAUUCAGUGGAGAGAGAGAGAAAAAAGAGAGUGUGUGAGAAUCGAAUGUUGAGAGUUGUGAGAUCUUCCGCUUCCAGAUUCCUAACCACAGCCCGUCUUGGGACAAUUUCACCCUUUGCUUCUCGUUUCUCCUCAGUUCGUUCUAUCUCUGAUGCUGCUCCUUUCCAGAAAGUCCAGAUUCCAAUGGUAGAUAUAGACACUAAAUUUGAUGCAUAUGUUGUUGGCAAGCACGACGCUCCUGGAAUUAUUGUGCUUCAGGACUGGUUGGGUGUAGAUUAUCAUGUCAAAAAUCAUGCUUUGAGGAUUUCUCAGCUUGGGGGUGGAUUUAAAGCUCUUAUUCCAGAUCUGUACAGAGGAAACGCAAAGCAAUUGUUUCAUGGUAUUGAUUGGGUAGAUUGUGUGAUGGGUAUUAUAUCUACAACUAAGUGGCUUAAAACCAAUGGCUCAAAGAAGGUUGGUGUAAUUGGCUUUUGUUUGGGGGGUGCUCUUGCUAUUGCCAGCUCUAACUUGGUUAGAAAUCUUGAUGCUGCCGUAGCUUUCUAUGGCUUUCCCUCUUCUGGGCAUGAAGACCCUGCCCUAGCCGAUUCUCCUCUUCAGGCUCACUUUGGGGAGUUGGACAAUUUUGUUGGCUUUUCAGAUGUUAAGACUGCCAAGAAAUUUGUGGAAGAAUUGAAAAUGGGGGAAUCUAUAGAGGACCCUAUAGCUCCGUAUGAAGUCCACAUAUAUCCUGGCGUCGGACACGCAUUUAUGAACAGAUCUCCAGAAGGAAUUAAGAGGCGGAACAACAUGGAGUUGCCUCAUGAUGAUGAAGCUGCAGUUCAACUGGCUUGGUCUCGCGUCGAGACAUGGAUGACAAAAUACUUGGCUAGUUAACCUCGAUAGAUGAGAGUCCAACAAUACAAUUAAGGCUUUAUUAUUUGUUAUUGUUGUGCUUGAUGUUUCCUUUAAAUUACAGUGGAACCGAUGCUGGGGAUCCAUUUGGUA